Molecule: messenger RNA, 1632 nt
Organism: Penicillium expansum
Lineage: Eukaryota; Fungi; Ascomycota; Eurotiomycetes; Eurotiales; Aspergillaceae
Product: MDR family MFS transporter
Exons: 10
Coding region: 1-1632 (543 amino acids)
Biological process (GO): transmembrane transport
Molecular function (GO): transmembrane transporter activity
Source: RefSeq, a predicted model, not a curated record
AUGAAUGCUGACCUAGAAAAACAAGGUAGCAAUGGUAUCCUUGCUAGGAACUCUAGCGAGAACUACGUUCCUAAGGAGACAUCGCCUCGUCCAAUUCAUGGGUGGAAGUGGGCCAUUGCAUACGCCUCCAUGAUCUCGACAACAUUUCUCUUCGCGUUGGACAACACCAUCGUCGCCGACAUCCAACCCGUGGUUCUCGACCUAUUCGGCGAAGUAUCCCUCCUCCCAUGGAUCGGAGUCGGCUUUGCUCUCGGCACCAUGUGUGUUUUACCAUGGGGCAAGGUCUACGGAGUGUGCAACAUCAAAUAUGUCUAUCUGUUUAAUAUCGCACUGUUUGAAAUUGGAAGCGCUGUGUGUGGCGCAGCACCGAAUAUGACUGCCCUCGUGGUUGGUCGUGUCAUCGCCGGCGUGGGAGGAUCGGGAAUGUACUCAGGGACGUUGAGUUUUGUGGCGGUAUUGACUUCGCUCAAAGAGAGACCUAUUUAUAUGGCUGGCAGCACUGUUAUCUGGGGAAUCGGAAGUGUUCUAGGUCCGGUGGUCGGGGGUGCUUUUGCAGAUAGUUCUGCUACCUGGCGAUGGGCGUUUUACAUAAACCUCCCGAUUGGAGCCGUCUUUGCCCCCGCCUACCUCUUCCUUGUCCCAAGCGUGGACCCCCAGCCGCUCAAAAGCUGGACAGAAAAGUGCUGUAUGAUAGACUGGGUGAUGACGACUACUUUCCUUGCAGGAGCUGCCUGUCUGGUGAUGGCGAUCACGUUCGGUGGCAUCUUGUAUCCCUGGAGCUCUGGGAGUGAAAUUGCCCUCUGGGUUGUAGCGGGGGUGCUCCUACUUGUUUGUAUUGCUGUGGCAAAGUUCCAUCCAGGCGUGGACAAGGACAACCGACUCUAUCCAGCCCAUUUCCUCCAACAGCCUAUCCUGGUAAAUCUGCAAGUGCAGAUGUUUUUGGUGUCGGGUGUUGUGCUGGCAAUGACUUACUAUAUUCCGUUGUUCUUCCAGUUCUCACGGGGAGACGGUCCCUUGGAUGCAGGAGUUCGCCUGCUUCCCUUCAUCAUCUCCAUGGUUGUCUUCGCCAUAGCCAAUGGGGCUUUGAUGCCGAAGCUGCCUUACAUCCUGCCAUGGCAUAUCUUUGGCAGUGCCCUCGUUGUUACUGGAACAGCAUUGAUGUACGCUGCAGACAUUCACACGUCCAACGCUAGGAUCUAUGGCUACUCCAUUCUUGUCGGCUCCGGAGCAGGCUGCUAUGUCGUUUCCGGGUUCCCCGUUGUACAAUCUCUGGUUGCACCAAAAGAUAUCCCGAAUGCCGUGGGCGCAAUGGCUAUUUCCCAAGACCUCGGCAUGGUAAUCUUCCUCGCAAUGUGUGGAUCAAUUUAUCAGAAUAUUGCAUUGCAAAAAGUGUCACGGGCGAUUCCCAAGCUGAGUGCAGCCGAUGUUUCCAACCUUGUUGCUGGUACCAGUAGCCGAGCAUAUAAGGCGCUGUCAGAGUCGGAGCGAGUGUUGGUGGCGCCACAAAUCACAGAUGCGCUGAGCAAUGUGUGGUUGUUCUUUUUGGUGACCGGGAUAUUGAGUUUCGUUCUUACGUUGCCUUUGGGGAAAACGAGGAUGAAGGGAGCAGAUUCUGGGGAUGAAAAGGCUUGA